GAAUUCUUUAGUGCCCAGCGGCGGGCCCUGUAAUCCGAAGAUGGGCCCUCCCUGGUUCCAGCGCGCCUCACCAUCACCAAGCUACCUUAGAUUUCACCUCCAUUUUCCUCCCCACUUCACUUAAGCGCCUUCAUUUACUUUCAGCAACCUCUACAGAACCCUGGAACUGUUUUCCGGUGUUUCGUUUUCUGCUUGACCCAGACACCCGUGUGCAGUACGCAAGCCUUUGUUCUGCACAAUAUCAACCCUUCGUGGUGCUUUCCUCGGAGGCUAGGAGGCUCCAAUCUCGCACUGAGGGCCAGGGCGGCCCCUGCAGCGGGAAGUCCCCGCUUCUCGGCCGCCAGGCUUGCGCUCACCCACGGCGGGAGAAGGAAGAAGUGAGAGGGCCUGACGCCACCUCUACCCACUCAGGGAUGCGCCCGCCUCUCGGAGUCCGGGAACUCCUCCCAGGACCACAGUAUUUGAGCCACAGGCGCUGGACCUCGCACCGGCUCCCGCUAUCCUUUCAGUGCUCAGUCUCUGUGUGAAGAGGACCACAGGUGCGGGGAUGGCGCUGUGGCUGGUGCACAUCGGGCAGAAGCUGUUGCUAUGGGGCGUGUGGAGCGCCGUCUCCGUGGCCGGCGCCAUCCUAAUCCUGAACUUCCUGCAGUUUGUGGCGAGCUACACACAGACAUGGUUUAAGAUGAGGUCGGUUCCGACCGCCGCAGGCGGCUACCCGGUGGUGGGAAACUUUCUGCAGAUGAAGCUGGACGCGAGAGAAUUUUUUCAGCAGAUAAUUAACUUCACUGAAGAAUUCCGACACCAGCCAAUAGUGAACUUCUGGUUUGGGCCAAUGCCAAUAGUGGCCCUGUAUAAAGCAGAAGCUGUGGAGGUAAUUUUAUCGAGUUCAAAGCAAAUUGACAAAUCCUUUUUGUAUAAGUUCCUGGAACCAUGGCUUGGCUUAGGACUUCUUACAAGUACUGGAAACAAAUGGCGCUCUAGGAGAAAAAUGUUAACACCCUCUUUCCAUUUUACAAUUCUGGAGGACUUCUUAGAUGUCAUGAAUGAACAAGCAAAUAUAUUGGUUAAGAAGUUUGAAAAACAUGUUAACCAAGAAGCAUUUAACUGCCUUAUUUACACCGCCCUUUGUACCUUAGAUAUAAUCUGUGAAACAGCUAUGGGCAAGAAUGUCGGUGCACAAAAUAAUAAUGAUUCUGAGUAUGUCCGUGCAGUUUCUAGGAUAAGUGUUACGAUAGCUCAAAGAAUGAAGAUGCCUUGGCUCUGGUUUGACUUUUCAUUUCUUUUGUUUAAAGAAGGAUGGGAACACAGAAAAAGCCUACAGAUUAUACAUAAUUUUACUAACACUGUCAUCGCUAACCGAGCCAAUGAAAUAAAGAAAGAGGAAGAAUUUAAAAGUGAAGACAGGGACACUGCCCUCUCUAAAAAGAAACGCAAGGCUUUUCUCGACUUGCUAUUAAGUGUGACUGAUGAUCAAGGGAACAAGCUAAGUCAUAAAGAUAUUCAAGAAGAAGUGGACACUUUCAUGUUUGAGGGCCAUGAUACAACUGCAGCUGCAAUAAACUGGUCCUUAUAUCUAUUGGGUUCUUACCCAGAAGUCCAGAAAAAAUUGGACGAUGAACUGGAUGAAGUGUUUGGGAAGUCUGAUCGUCCGGCUACUUCAGAAGACUUGAAGAAACUUAAAUAUCUGGACUGUGUUAUUAAGGAGACCCUUCGUCUUUUUCCUUCUGUCCCUAUAAUUGUCCGUAAUCUUAAUGAAGAUUGUGAAAUUGCGGGAUUCAACAUUGCGAAAGGCUCUCAAAUGUUCAUCAUUGCCUAUGCACUGCAUAGAGACCCAAGAUACUUUCCAAAUCCCGAGGAAUUCCAGCCGGAGCGAUUCUUUCCCGAGAAUAUGAAAGGACGCCAUCCAUACGCAUAUGUGCCCUUCUCGGCUGGACCCAGAAAUUGUAUAGGUCAAAAGUUUGCCAUCAUGGAAGAAAAGACCAUUCUUUCCUGCAUCCUGAGGCAUUUUUGGGUAGAGUGCACACAGAAAAGAGAAGAACUUGGUCUGGUUGAAGAGCUGAUUCUUCGUCCAGCUAAUGGCAUCUGGAUCAAGCUGAAGAGAAGAAAUGCUGAUGAACCCUAACUAUAUUAUAGGGCUGUGCCUUUAUCAUGAAUAAGAUCUUCCUGUAAAUUUGCGGUUACAAUUUAUAGAUUACGAGUUCAAUACUCUUCAUUCCUGGACCCAAUUUUUUCUUGACCCCACUUACCUUGCGGUCAAAUUUACCAAAGAGAGAGUUUUUAUAUUUUCAUUACCAUCAUAGUUCUUAUCCCUGGUCUUGAUCCCGUAGUAGAAUUAACUGAUAUCAGUACCCAAAUAAGCAUAUAACAUGUCUCUCAAGAGAGGGAUCCAUAAGCCAAUUCAAUUCAAUUGACAAAUGCAAAGAAUAUAAUUUAAUUGAAAUAUGCAUGUAUACAUAUACAUUUAAUUUGAAAAGCAUACAUACCUAAAUACUUAGACUUAAUGAACUUAAGUUUUUAAAAUUAUAUCAUUGAUAUCAGUUAUGAGAAUUAUUAUGAUACUACUUUUCAGAUUUUAUCAACUAGUAUAGAUCAUUUAUAAUUUGACUCAUAGGUUCUGUUCCUAUUUCUUUUUUGGCUAUGCACUUACAGCCUUCAUUUCAUUCUAUAUAGCAUCACAAUAAUCCUUAUAUAUCAUAUAUUACUGGGAAAAAUUCCUGUUAAUAAUCUCCAAUCCUUCACAGUGCCUCCUAAGGUUGAUUAAUGGUUUUGGAGGUAGAAUGACCUUAAUGCUUAUCUAGUUAUAUUUCUUUUAAUUAGAAGGAAGAGAAUAAGAUCAAUGAGAAGGUAAAUUUCUCUCCAAAGUCAUGCCACUAGUAAUAAGGCUGGAAAGAGAUAGAGGUAUAUAUUCUAAAUCUACUUUCGAUAUGAUACACUUCUACUACAAUAUGAAACUCAGGCCUAUAAGUAAGUGUGUCAUUAGAACACAGACCUUCUGCCUCUGAUUUUGGCAUAUUCUUCUAGGUUCUUCCAUCAUGAAAGAAAAUAGAAACUGUUCAUUUAUAUUUAGUAACCCAAUAAUAUUUCUCUUCAUUGAGGUUAAACUUCCAGGAAAUUUAAUCCUCCAAAACAUACCUAUCAAGCUGAUAACUGAUACACAUUCUCUGAAUUUUAAUUCCAUUGACAUUAUCUCUGUUCCUCACUCAGUGACUUUAAAACAAUUCUUUUAAUGAGUAUUUUUAAUAAGAUUAUUUCUUUGGUUUUCUCAAAGCGAUAGUAGAUAAAUUAAGAGGAUAGAAUAUAUAUUCAAUGGAUAUCAAAAAAAGAGGUUACAAAACCAAAGCCAUUUAAAAAGCACCACUUUGCUAUCCCAAAGAGCCCAAGUAUAGACAACUCAGCAGCUGAGAUGAUGAGAAAAAGUCAAGGAUGUUUGCGAUGGAGUUGAAAAAGAGUCUCAUCAUAUGGUUAAUUUUGUUACCUAAAAAGUAGAUAUAUGUAGAAAAUCUCUUUUCCAGAAUGCUUUGAGUAAUUAAAAUUUUAUUCAUGGAAAUUGGCAUUAUGCCUCUAUUUUAUGCACUUACAUUUAAACCUUGCAACCCCCUCCCUUUUAGUGACCCUACAUUAGAUGUGAAAUUAAAUUUAAAGUAAAACAUUGCUUAAUGUUAA
Molecule: messenger RNA, 3663 nt
Organism: Pteropus alecto (black flying fox)
Lineage: Eukaryota; Metazoa; Chordata; Mammalia; Chiroptera; Pteropodidae
Product: cytochrome P450 4V2
Exons: 11
Coding region: 548-2122 (524 amino acids)
Molecular function (GO): oxidoreductase activity, acting on paired donors, with incorporation or reduction of molecular oxygen; monooxygenase activity; iron ion binding
Source: RefSeq, a predicted model, not a curated record